ACGUUAAAAAAAAAAAAGAUUUGUUCCUGGGCUUAUGAGUAUAUUAAGGAUUAUUGCUAAGCCUUACCCUUAAAAAUCAAAGGCACUGCCUCACUCUUGAUCCUGGGAGCCGGACUGAUAAUUUCCCAUUUUGUCGUGUCUUCAAAGGUUGGUGCAGUGAAAGCAAAGAUGCUUACUACCCCUCUCUUGUAUGCAGGUGCUGAGUUUUAGAUAUACCUGUAUCCUUCAGGGAGACAGAGAGCUGUCCUUUGAAGGAGUGUUCCCAAUUGAAUUGCUGGUACACUUUCCCCUUAUUCAGCUUUCCCCCAUCAUUCUUUUUAUAGUCACUUUACUAAAAUUAUGAGAGCUGCGUUAAGUUCCACAGAGACUGAGAAGAAAAUCUCUAUUAAUUUCCUAUAAGACUGGGAGUGGGGAAACUGGUUGAUGUGUUUCUGUUGGGGUGAGGUAUGUGGUGGUAAUAGCAGAACAUUUAUUUUUAGGCAGAUAAAUUAUAACCUUUUUCUUCUCUAAAUCAUUGGCCACUUUUUCUCUAGGCCCUACUUUGUAAGAUAACCCCAAUGGUCUCUUUUAGUUGGAGAAGCCCUCUUAGUAACAGUAGUAGCAAUAUUUGCCCUUCUGUUAUAUGGCUGCCAAGUGACAGACUCCACUCCCACUCCAAGGAGGGUCUCCUCUUUUUUCUGGAACACUGCUAUAAAAUGUGCCUAGCCUUAAGUUAUUCCCAAGGCUGGGCUAAGGAGAAAGGGAGAUUUCGUAGGAUGCAACAAUUUUGCAUGGUUAAAAAGCAUUUAUCACUGGGAAUCUGUCUGUCUUUAGAUCAUCCCACCUUCUUUGAGGAGCUUGCUCUGUUUUUGUUUCCUGCCAUCUCAAUGGAUAGCUGAAUGUUUGACAUCAUCUGUCAUUAGCAUAUGGCUCAAAUUUGCCAGCCUCUGUGGCUCUGUGGCAAGGUUUGAGCGCGUAUAUGCAUAAACACACUCCCCUGUGUGUUACUAGUAUGGUUCACCAUCAGGGAGGCAUAGCGUAAGAUUACUUAAGAUCUUAGGAGUUUUAAGAAUUGAAGCUUACUUUAAAGAUUUAAGCUUUGGGCUGGGGGCAAGGAAUGAUAUUUCUAACCUUUGUGCAUUCUAAAAGGAUUUUGCAGACCUAGUUUUCUUUCUCCACAUUUUGACAUGAAUGUGUAUAACCAGAGCAUGGAAAUUAAGGGCCAGAAUUAAAGUGAACCCUGUAGAUAUCAGAGUUCCGUGUUUUAAUUUUCUCAGAAGAAUUUGCCUUGUCAUUGUUUGUUAUAAUGACAAAAAACAGGGAAUCCCAGUCUUACCCUCCCCCUUCAACCCAAUACAUGCAUAACAUGGAGUUUUUGUUUUGUGUUUUCCUUGUGCCAAAUAUUUCAACUUUCUAAAAUUUCUAAUCCAGAAUAUAGGAAAAUAUAGUAUAGAAUAGCUCUUGAAAGGAAAAGGAGAAAAAAUGCCAGGUAUUAGAACCCUUUUAAAUUAAAUGAAAACUAAGUCUUCUAAAAGGCUGCCUUUUAAUUUUAAGAUCACAGUUUAAAGAAGUCCAGAGGAGUAUUUCCUAUUAAAUGUUCCACAAUACUUUUCAGAGAGACGUGCUAGGCAGUGUUGUUAACUAAAGAAAAUAAGUCUAUCAGUUCCACUUAGAUAACCUUUGGUAAUAAACGAACUCCAUACACGUUGUGACCUUAGCGCCUGAACUUUCUAAUCACAUGACUGGCUUGUAAACUGACCUGUGAGGAUGACUGUCGUAGUCCCAGCUAAGAGAGAGAAAUUGGCCAAGUGUCGGAAGGGUGGUCAUCAAGCUGGACUUGUCCCGUAAUCUCUGUUUCUUCAUGGCUGCGAUAGAACUUCUCACCAGACUCCGAGAAGCAUGAAAUGGAGACAUGGGAAGUUUCUGUUCCAGAUGAUCGGGCUGAACAACGAACCUGUCUCAUUUGUGGGGACCGUGCCACAGGAUUGCACUAUGGAAUCAUCUCCUGUGAGGGAUGCAAAGGGUUUUUCAAGCGGAGCAUUUGCAACAAGCGGGUGUAUCGGUGCAGUCGUGACAAGAACUGUGUCAUGUCUCGGAAGCAGAGGAACAGGUGCCAGUACUGCCGCCUGCUCAAAUGCCUCCAGAUGGGGAUGAAUCGGAAGGCAAUCAGAGAAGAUGGCAUGCCCGGAGGCCGGAAUAAGAGCAUUGGGCCGGUCCAGAUAUCAGAGGAGGAGAUCGAAAGGAUCAUGUCUGGGCAGGAAUUUGAGGAAGAGGCCAAUCACUGGAGCAACCAUGGUGACAGCGACCACAGUUCCCCUGGGAACAGGGCCUCAGAGAGCAACCAGCCCUCACCGGGCUCCACACUGUCCUCCAGUAGGUCUGUGGAACUAAAUGGAUUCAUGGCAUUCAGAGAGCAGUACAUGGGGAUGUCUGUGCCUCCACACUAUCAAUACAUACCGCACCUUUUUAGCUAUUCUGCCCACUCGCCACUUCUGCCCCCACAAGCUCGCAGCCUGGAUCCUCAGUCGUACAGUCUGAUUCACCAGCUGGUAUCAGCGGAGGACCUGGAGCCAUUGGGCACGCCCAUGUUGAUUGAAGAUGGGUAUGCUGUGACUCAGGCAGAGCUGUUUGCCCUGCUUUGCCGCCUAGCUGAUGAGCUGCUCUUUAGGCAGAUUGCUUGGAUCAAGAAACUGCCUUUCUUCUGCGAGCUCUCAAUCAAGGAUUACACGUGCCUCCUGAGCUCUACAUGGCAAGAAUUAAUCCUGCUGUCUUCCCUCACUGUUUAUAGCAAACAGAUCUUUGGGGAGCUGGCUGAUGUCACUGCCAAGUAUUCACCCUCUGAUGAGGAACUACACAGAUUUAGUGAUGAAGGGAUGGAGGUGAUCGAGAGGCUCAUCUACCUAUAUCACAAGUUCCAUCAGCUAAAGGUCAGCAAUGAAGAGUACGCUUGCAUGAAAGCAAUUAACUUCUUAAAUCAAGAUAUCAGGGGUCUGACCAGUGCCUCACAGCUGGAACAACUGAACAAGCGAUAUUGGUACAUUUGCCAGGAUUUCACUGAAUAUAAAUACACACAUCAGCCGAACCGCUUUCCUGACCUCAUGAUGUGCUUACCUGAGAUUCGCUAUAUUGCAGGAAAGAUGGUGAAUGUACCCCUGGAGCAGCUGCCUCUCCUCUUUAAGGUGGUACUGCAUUCCUGCAAGACAAGUGUGGGCAAGGAAUGACCUGUUCCCAGCGCCCCACCUCAGGCCAACUGCAACGCCUUGGGUGGGCAGGACAGGCUCCAGAAGAAAGAGCCAGAGAGACCAAGGUGGAGGCUGUGGAGCAGUGUUUCCAGUCGCCUCCAUAGCAAGAAGAGUUUUUGUUUGUUUGUCUGUUUUUUUAACCUCAUUUUUCUAUAUAUUUAUUUCACGACAGAGUUGAAUGUAUGGCCUUCAACAUGAUGCACAUGCUUUUGUGUAAAUGCAGCCGAUGCAUUUCCUUGCAGUUUACAGAAUGUGAAGAUGUUUAAUGUUAUAGUGUUGUCAUUGUUUAGAGAUAGUUCUUUUGUAUUUUGAGGGAGAGGGUGGGAUGGGGCUGAGAUGAAUAUUUCCAUAAUGUUGACAAAGACGACUACCUCAGUGGGAAGGGAGGGAUGUGACCAUCCCUACUUUUUCCACAUGUUCUCAGCAGACUCCUACAUUAGUCUGUCAGAGAGCGAACUGCCUUUUUCUAGCUACCGAAUUGCCAGGUAAAAGUAAAAGAGCACAUCAUAAAGGGGCAAAGUGGUGUUGGGAGGUUUACCAAGCAAAGUGGGGAAGACGUUGGGAACAGGACAGGAGAUAAGGAUUUAGCCAUCUCUUUUCUUUGGAAAGCAUGACAGUUGAGGGGGAAGGGCACAGUGACCAAAUCUAAGUUAGGUGUCCUCCCUCCAUACAAGUCCUCAGGGAGAAGGGUUUCUGUUCUCACACCAUGCUGUGGGCUCCCCCCGCCCCCACCGUCUGAACCGCCACUGUCAGUUUCUGCCACUGUCAACUUUUCAUCCCCACAAGUCCCUGGCAGUAAGUUAAUUCUUGGGACUUGUCUACCAGCUCCCUAGGGGUCACAGCUACUUAGUUUCUUUACCUGGAUCUACCAAGGUCCACUUUCCUCAGACUCCUGUCUGUCUCUUAUAAAUUUGGCUUCCUAUUGGCCCUUUGAAAAAAAACUGAACAAAAUGUCAUGCUCUGAAUCCUGGUGCCCACUGCUAAUUUAUUCUCCUUUCACCUUGCUUUCUUCAAAGGGUAGUGGGACAAAGGCCAGACUGCCAGAAGAAUAAUCUUCCUUUCCCUGUCCCUCCCUUCAUCCCAUCUCGUCCCACCCUCAGGACUGAAUCCCAAACCUGCAGUCUUUCAUACGGUGGGAAGGACCAUCCCCCCAUCUGCUGAACAGAAUUUUUGCCUCUUCAUUCUACUCCCAAGUUCUCCUAAUCUCUCCAAAGUGAGACCAGGUUUCCUUAGAAAGCCCAAGGAUCAGAGUGGCCCAGCUGCCUGUUAGACUAUCAGUGGCCUGGCUGACCAAGGCCUAGAGGGCUGGAGUCCAAAGCACCUGGAAGGGAAGUGGCAGGGGGUGGGGUGAGGCUUGAAACUACCUCAUGUUCCUCAGGGUCCGGCUACCCCCUCUGCAGAUAUGGCCUGGACCUCUUAGUCUUUCACUACCUGCCCUACCUAGUCCUGGGAAAUGUUCCUUACCCUCUUGGCUUUGGCCAGCGGCCAUACCAUGUCUGUCUUAGAGUUCUUUCAGGUGCUUUUCCUUUCUUUGCCUUACUAGAGCAGUUGUCUCUGCCUAUACCCAGGUGCCUCCCACAGCCAGUGCAGCAGACAGACCACUUAACUGGGUGCCUCCCUGGGUGGGCUUGAGGGGCCCACAGCAUUUUGUUUUUCCUGUUUAGUCAAAGGUCUUUUGCUCUCUUCCCAACCCGGCCUUGCAAAAUUACCCAGUCAGCCACCACAUCAUGUGCAUACCAGGUAGUCCGUGUCAGAUUGUAAUCUUUUCUUCCCAGUGAAAUGUUACGGGUACCGGCAGAAUGAUGACUUUGUCCCUUGAUGGAUCUAAAACUCAGAGCAUUCAUUAUUCCUUAAUGCCAUUUCUCCAGCUGCUCUGAAAAAGAAAAGAGACAUGUUCCUCAGGAAAAGCUCCAACCAGAAUGUUUUCACUAGUUGAUGGGAAGUGUUUUGUGUGUGUAUCUGUUUAUUUCUAAGUUCACAAUAUUUUUGUUCCCCUGAAUUUUUUUAUUUAACCAACUAGAUCACAUUCUUUGGCUACAGGUCAGACUCCAAGCUGCUUUCCUCAAGGUAGGGGAGGAGACAUAUAUCAGAGUCCCCUUCUCCAAGACUGCUCCUGUGUGCAGUAUCUUUCUUUGCUCUAGACCUCCAUGUGUCAAACUAUUUUUUGAAAUUGCUUUUCUCUUAAAUUAAGCAUUUUACCGGUUGUGUUGGAUAUCAAAGGAAAUUGCUCUCUGACAAGGCAAGAGCAUGUCUCUCCAAUAACGCAGCAUUAAACAGAGCAAGUUGUUAAUUUGUGGAGUGGGGAAAAGGUUCUGCAAGUUGCCAUUGUACAAAUCCAUUUUUACAAAUGUUUGCAGCAGAUUCCACAGAACAAAGAGCCCAUUCAUUGCCAAGAGCCCUGCAGAAUUUCUGAGCCAAGUGGCCGUGUGUUCCAAGCCGGAGCCUGACCUGUGGACAGCCUUUAAUGUCUUCUGCACCCAGUCCUUUUAUGACGUGGGCUUUUUUUAAACAGGGUAAAGUGAAUGUGUUGCAUUGCAAACUCAGGUAUUAGGCGGAGAAGGUAGGAGUGUAGCUAGCAGCGUGGAGACAUUAGGUCAGCCACUAGAUGUGUUUGUGAAUUUGGUUUGAAGGACACAGAGAAAGGUUGGAGGGGGAGGUUUGGUGUGUUUGUUUUUUUGCCUUUCUUCCCAUAAUGUUUGGUUAACAAGGUAGCCUUUUUGCUAGUGGAAGAAGAAAAAAGUUGUGCAUGUUGUCUCUAAUUCCCUUCUCUUCUGUCCUCUCUCUGAUCCCCUGCUACCAACAGCGCUCACUUUGAGUGAGAGUUUUUCCACCAUAAAAUUAUAACCCUGAAAGCUGUGGUGAAGCUGUGUGCACUGCAUUGAAACACACAGGCUUUUCCUUUCCUUUCCCAUUAAGUGUUUUCUCGACCCAAGAUAAAAGUUUGGAAUCUUGGAACUUCACCUACAACUCAUGCUCUCUGGCUCCUUUGUAGAAUUUUGGAAUUUUUCACGAGGUUCAGUGGUCUCGCCCUUAGUCUGGAGAAACUCCCCAGAACCUGUCUCUAAGCACUCCACCUGGCUCAGAGGACACCCGGCCCCAUGUCUGCCCCGUAAGUGAGGUGAGCGAGCCUCCAGGGAUAGAAGGCAGCACGCAGGAACCUCCCUGUCCUGUUCUCCAGAACCAGAGGAUGCAUCAAGGGAAUCUCAGGGUCUCUAAGGCAUUGCUGACAGUCACCCACCCCACACCGACUUGCUUCUCACUUGCCACCCCAUUUCAGGGAUGUGAGUACCUGCCAUGGCCAAUACGUUACCAGGUCCUUAAAACCCUGGGCUCUCUGAGUUAGCUACCUUGUUCUGCUCCCCAUUUCCUAACUUUGUUUGUUCUUGAUUUCCUGAGGAAUGGGACAGAUGGAGACAGAUGAACAAACACACUGGGCAGCACCUAAGCCAUGUCCAAGGUUGGCCGAAGUAAGGGGACCCUGGCCUCUCAGUAGGGCAGGAAGUUGAGCAGUUGUUCCAAGUCUUGAGCUCUGGGCCCCUGGUUUAUAUGCCUUUUUCCUUGUUGCUUUUUAAAAUUUUGCAAUUAUUUUAAGAAAUCCAGGCUUUCAGACCAGCUCUUUUAUUAAACUUUUCUUUAUUGCUUUUUUAAAACAAAAAACAAAACUAAAACAAAAAACAAAAAAAAAAACAAAAAAAAACACCCACACUAUUCUUACUUUCCCCAACUUGAUCCAUGAGAAUCCCCUACACUCCCCUCUGCCUUUGCAGUUAAUCAUUCCUCCCUUUUUCCUCAGCUUGAAGCAUCUAUGUCCAGUGUCUGUGAAAUGAUGUUUUAUCUGUGUCUCAGGAUGAGAAACGGCAAUCAUUCCACCAGGUGCUGGAAACUGAUUAGCCUCGAGGCAAGGGUUUCUAGGGCCACAGCUCAGGGAUGUGUAUUUAAUUACAGGGUCCCCAGAAACCCCUCUCUUGGCUGCCACAAGCAGCAGCUUCUUUUUUUGGGCUUGAGAGCUAGGCCUGGACUGUUUCCUCAGAAGCAGGAGCCCUAGAGAACAUGUGGAGUCUGGGAGCAAGCUGGGGCUUCCUUCUCAGCUAGACCUGGGCUACCUUGAAACUUGAAGACUUCUGGCUGUCCUGCAACAUGAGCCACGGUAGCUCUGCCUCGGUAUACCAGCUCAUAAAAAUGCCUGGUCCCUCUGCCCAAUCCAGCUCCCGUCUGGCCUCCCUCCUCUGGGCCUGCAGCCCUAAAUGAAGCACAGCCUGCUCAAGAAUCAAUUGCAG
Molecule: messenger RNA, 7498 nt
Organism: Acinonyx jubatus (cheetah)
Lineage: Eukaryota; Metazoa; Chordata; Mammalia; Carnivora; Felidae
Gene: NR6A1
Product: nuclear receptor subfamily 6 group A member 1
Exons: 9
Coding region: 1884-3200 (438 amino acids)
Biological process (GO): regulation of DNA-templated transcription
Molecular function (GO): DNA-binding transcription factor activity; sequence-specific DNA binding; zinc ion binding
Source: RefSeq, a predicted model, not a curated record